Molecule: messenger RNA, 1470 nt
Organism: Brassica rapa (field mustard)
Lineage: Eukaryota; Viridiplantae; Streptophyta; Magnoliopsida; Brassicales; Brassicaceae
Source: RefSeq, a predicted model, not a curated record
ACUUCAUUUUUCUUUUUUCCUCGUUUAUAGAUGAAGUUCAACUAUCAUUUGUUAAUUUAUCGAACAUCAAAGAUGAUUGAUUAUAUGUUUGUGUUAAUGUUUCUAAUUGAGGGGAUGGUUGAUUAAAGAUGGAAAGAUCCUAAUGAUAGUGAUUUGUGUACCACUAACGUAAUAAUUUAGCGUACUAACUUUGAAUACAUUACCCCCCCCAACAAGUGUUUUAGUACUGCAUAUGUUAAUUGACGCUUGAGCUCAUAAAUUCUAUCAUGUGCUAAGUGGCCCGUACAUAAAUGCUUAAAAUAAAGUUUGCUUAUCAAUCAUGGCCCCAUAAGCCAUUGAAACUGUUCAACAUAGUUCGACACGUAUUGUUAGGUUCGUCGCAAAGAUUCUCGCUGUCUCUGCCAUCUGUUUCCACUCACCACGUACUAUGCAUCAAGUCUCCGUCCAUUACUCCUUUCUUUUCACGUGUCACGAUCAGGCACAACCAGUCCCAAAAAUAUCUUACACCGACCAGAAAACUUUAUUAUAUAACGACCGCAGAACCAGAACCCAUGUUCAUGGGCGUGAACAUGUUACUUGUGAAACAGAACUCACAAUAUAAUGUUUUGAACUAGAUAACAAUAUGCGUUUAAAAAACAUUUUAGACAUGAAAUCUACCAAUAAAGUGUGCUUAUAAUUGUCAAUUAAUUUUAAUUACUGUCUUACCAUACACGAUCAUCAUUACCACCAUAAUAGUAAUUUUUUUUUGUAUAAAAGCUACUGUUUCUGCUCUCAAGUCUUGAAGCGGCUUUGAAGAAGAAAAAAACAUGCACUAUCAAGAACAGAUGGAGUCUCUUAUGUUGGGUGAAGAACGCAGACGUGGAAACUGCGUUAGGGACGCAGAUGAAGGUUUUAACUCUCCGUCUUCUUUUCCUAACUCUCCUGACGAUUCGGACCGUCGCAGUUCAUCUUCUUUCAGGAGAGGGUUGUCAAAACAUUACAAAGGUAAAUCUCAGUCAUUCACAUCCUUGUCGGCAGCGUUAACAGUAGGGGCUCUCGCAAAACCCGAGAAUCCUUUCAACGUUAAACUGAAGCAGCGACGGGGGAACACUCACUGUCGACGGCUCUCCGGAUGUGGAGGUGCAUCGGAGCAAAACUUAGGCGUGCACGACGCUUUCCACUCCGGAAACGGUAGGCCGCCGAGACUUUCCGGUAACAGAGCGCCUCCGAGAGCCCAGACGCUCUCGGCUGCUCAUAUAUCGGCUUUGCUCACUCGAACCUAAACCGGAAAGUUUUUAGCAUUUUUCUUUCUCUAAACCGGAACCGGGUUCCGUCUGGGACGAUGUUUUCCUAGCUUCCGUCUUCUUAAUCGUGUGAAUGUAAAAGUUAUGAAGUAUGUUGACUCCUUUAAUCGUUUUGUAAAUUACAGUUAAUUAAAUUAACUCAAGCCUACACUUGCACCGUACAAGAUAAACAAAAGAUUCUCAAUUA